Molecule: messenger RNA, 357 nt
Organism: Oryza brachyantha (malo sina)
Lineage: Eukaryota; Viridiplantae; Streptophyta; Magnoliopsida; Poales; Poaceae
Product: glycine-rich RNA-binding protein-like
Exons: 2
Coding region: 1-357 (118 amino acids)
Molecular function (GO): mRNA binding
Source: RefSeq, a predicted model, not a curated record
AUGGUGGCGCCGUGGUGUGACUCCGACCGGAAGGACCGCUCCGGGCGGGAGUACCGCUGCUACGUCGGCAACCUGCCGUGGUCCGCCGACGACCGCACCCUCAUGGACGCCUUCGCCGACUUCGGCCCCGUCAGCUCCGAGAUCGCCUGGACCCACGAGACGGGGAGGUCCCGCGGGUUCGGGUUCGUCUACUUCGAGGACGGGGACUCGCUGGACGACGCCAUCGAGGUGAUGGCCGGCCAGGUCAUCGGCGGCCGCACCAUCGCCGUGCUGCUGGCCGGCCGGCCGGGGCUCAGGCCCUCCAGCGGCGGGAGCGCGCGGAGAAGACUACAAGACUACUACCUAGUACUCUACUAG